This is a messenger RNA of Pungitius pungitius (ninespine stickleback), 3021 nucleotides long. RefSeq names its product WD repeat domain 26a (gene wdr26a). Gene Ontology annotation, molecular function: protein binding. NCBI's taxonomy places the organism in Eukaryota, Metazoa, Chordata, Actinopteri, Perciformes, Gasterosteidae. The record is from RefSeq and is a predicted model, not a curated record. The transcript is spliced from 14 exons. Gene Ontology annotation, biological process: proteasome-mediated ubiquitin-dependent protein catabolic process. The coding region runs from base 294 to 2051 and encodes 585 amino acids. Gene Ontology annotation, cellular component: GID complex.
CGACGUGACGGAAUUUCCGCUGACGUCACUGCGUGUGUCUUUGAGAGGGCUGAAGCUGUCUGAGAGCAACAACAACAGCGGGCCUCUAACGCCACGGAAUAACCCCGUUAUCCGGUCGUUCGUCGUGCAAGCGAACAUCUGGUUACCGAACACGUAGCCUUGGCCACAAGAGGAACCGGGCAGUUCGGGGCUGCAUCUGGGUCAGCGGGCCUUUCACCCGUGGUGACGGUGCAUCAGCGGUCCUGUCUCUUGCUGAAUAUACACACCGCGUCACGAGCAGGCACCGUGGGAACAUGCAGGGUAACGGGGUGGAACACAGCCAGUGCAGCCGAAACAGCGAGCCGUCGUCAACCGGAGCAGCGCACUCGAACGGACUCCGAUCCAACAACAAAAAGAACCGAGGCUCCGCUCAGCCUGCGGUCAACAACAGCCCGGCGGAGGCUGGCGGGAGGAGGAAGAAGCUCCCGGCCCAGUCCGAGGAGGACGUCAUCCGCCUCAUAGGACAGCAUCUCCACCACCUGGGUCUCAAUCAGACAGUGGACCUCCUGAUGCAGGAGUCAGGCUGCAAACUGGAACAUCCCUCUGCCACAAAGUUCCGCAGUCAUGUCAUGGAAGGAGAAUGGGACAAGGCCCAAAGUGACCUGAACGAGCUGAAGGCCUUGAUGCAUUCUCCGGGCGCUAUAGUGCGGAUGAAGUUCCUGUUGCUGCAGCAGAAGUAUCUGGAGUAUCUGGAGGAUGGAAAGGUCCUGGAGGCCCUGCAGGUCCUCAGAGCAGAACUAACCCCUCUCAAGUACAACACAGAGCGUAUCCACAUUCUGAGCGGGUACCUGAUGUGCAGUCAUGCAGAGGAUCUGCGAGCCAAAGCAGAGUGGGAAGGUAAAGGCACGUCAUCAAGAACAAAGCUGCUGGACAAGCUGCAGACAUACCUACCUCCGUCAGUGAUGCUGCCUCCUCGCCGCCUCCAGACUCUGCUAAAACAGGCGGUUGAGCUGCAGAGGGAGCGCUGCCUCUACCACAACACCAAGCUGGACAGUGGACUGGACUCUGUGUCUCCGCUGCUGGACCACGCCUGCAGCCGAAAGCAGUUCCCCUGCUACACUCAGCAGAUUCUUGCGGAACACUGCAACGAAGUCUGGUUUUGUAAGUUUUCCAACAAUGGCACCAAACUGGCAACCGGGUCCAAAGACACCACAGUCAUUGUGUGGCACGUGGAUGCGGAAACCCAUCAGCUUAAGUUCAUGAAGACUCUGGAGGGCCAUGCUUAUGGUGUUUCCUACUUGGCAUGGAGCCCUGACGAUGCCUUCCUUAUAGCCUGCGGACCUGAUGACUGCUCUGAGCUGUGGUUGUGGAAUGUACAGACCGGGGAGUUACGAACAAAGAUGAGUCAGUCUCAUGAGGAUAGCCUGACCAGCGUGGCCUGGAAUCCAGAUGGGAAACGCUUUGUCACUGGCGGACAGAGAGGCCAGUUCUACCAGUGUGACAUGGAUGGAAACCUACUGGACUCAUGGGAAGGAGUUCGGGUGCAGUGCCUGUGGUGUCUGAGUGACGGCCGAACUGUUCUUGCAUCUGACACACACCAACGCAUCCGUGGAUACAACUUUGAGGACCUGACUGACCGAAAUAUAGUGCAGGAGGACCACCCAAUCAUGUCUUUCACUGUAUCCAAAAAUGGAAGGUUAGCUCUUCUCAAUGUUGCAACUCAGGGAGUGCACUUAUGGGACCUGCACGACCGGGUACUGCUGAGAAAGUACCAAGGGGUGACGCAGGGCUUCUACACUAUCCACUCCUGCCUCGGAGGGCACAAUGAAGACUUCAUCGCUAGUGGCAGUGAAGACCACAAAGUUUACAUCUGGCACCGGCGCAGUGAGCUGCCCAUCGCGGAGCUGGCGGGUCAUACCCGCACAGUCAACUGUGUGAGUUGGAACCCCGUCCUGCCAGGACUGCUGGCAAGCGCCUCUGAUGACGGAACCGUUCGUAUCUGGGGACCCGCCCCCUUCCUGGAUGUCCAGGAUACAAAGAGGCUCAAUGAAUGUUGCAGCAUGGACAGCUGAUGAUCAUGAGGACAAUCACACAUUUUGUGACUGGAGGAAGCAGGAACAGCUUGGGUCAGGGGACGGCAGCGUUCUGGAGAUGGGCAAUGGUAUCACCCUGGGCUCCACAACCCUCAGCACCAUCCAGUUCAACCCACCUCCUGCUAUUUAGUAUCGACUCGGGAGUUCACUGACUUGUGCUAGGCUCCGAAGUAGCCUUGUGAAGGUUGUAUGUUGUUAUUUUGAUCCCAUCUUGAGUCGAAGUUGCUCUCUUAAAGUUUCAGCUUCUUUCCUUUUUCACUGCCUAAACCUUUAUAAGAGAUUUGAACUAUAAGGCCAUCAACUUGAGGAGCACCAUGACUCUUUAAUGAGAGUUGUUUUUAACAUAGUGUUUUCCCUUCAGCUUUGCUGCUUCUAGCAACCGAAGGAAUUUGAUCUGAAUACUCAGUUCAAAGGAUCUGUCAUAUGGAUAAUUUGGUGUGGUGUCUUCACAACUUGGUCUUUGCUCAUUGGUCUUUUGUCUGUCCCCUGCAUACAAACAGUAUGUUAAUGGUGAUGAUUUGUUAAGGAUACUGUGGUACUGUGACAAAAAGCAGCACCACUUCGGAGUUCACCAACUAUGUUUUAGUUUCCAAACCGCUUCAGAACAUUUUUCCAAAUCUUUCCCAGGCCUGGAGAAGCAGGAAGUUGAGGACUGUGGGUACCCUGUUUGUCUACACACACUCACUCACAAACAGUAAUAUGUGGUGGUACACAAUAAUGGAUGUUAGACACUGGAUUCAACCCCAGAUAUGGUGUUCAACUUUUUGCUUGUUUAUUCAGAUUAUUCCAGGCUUCUCGUCUUUUGUUGCAAGAAGUCAAAGUAUGAGGUUGGUUUCUGUCAGAAACCAUUUAAAUUAAUUCAAAACGUGAUUGUACUGUUGUGUAUUGUCCGUCGGAGAAAUGUUAAGUAAGAAUAUUUUUAAUAAAGCAUUCAGGGUUUUAAAAUGUA